AUGACCCCUUUUGAAGGUCUCUCUCUCUCUCUCUCUCUCUCUCAGUACCGUCCCUCAUAUGUGACUCCUCAGCAGUAUCAGGUGGCCGGUUCUCCUGGUUUCUAUCCCGGAACAAGUCCAGCUGAUUACGCUGGGGCGUAUUACCCCGCCCAGCCCCAGUUCACGCCCCCCGUUGCCCCGGCGCCCGUCAUCAUUAACCCCGCCCCCCAGCAGCAACAGGCCCCACCCCCUCAACAGCAGCAAGCUCCGCCCAGACGGGAACGCAAGCAGAUCAGGAUCAGAGACCCUAAUCAGGGAGGACGUGACAUCACAGAAGAGAUCAUGUCAGGAGGUCGCAGUGGCUCCACUCCCACGCCUCCACAGCCCAACGGUGACAAUGCCACACCUGCAGUCGCCAUGACAACCAGAGUGGAGUUUCCCAUCCCUCCAGGCGAAAGCCCGAUACCUGAUGCCCUGCCGACUCCGCCCCCUACCAGUCCGAUAAGCGAUACGGUAGAUGCUCCGCCCUCAGCGCCUGCAGACGACACCCACACAACGCCCACUGUAGUGGAACCGCCCGCCUCGAACGGUGCUGAAGCCACACCCACUACAAGCAAAGAGGAGGGGCCUGUGACUGUAACGCUGCUUGUCGCUGCCCCCCAGGCAGAGCCUUCGCUGGAAUCACCAAUAGUGCAGCCCGAAGAGCUCCAGCUGUUCAACGGCGUCCCAGCAGGCUCCGCCCACAGAGACGUCAGUCCUAUCGCCGAGCCGGACGUCGCGAAAGAAGCGCUGCCGUAUACCGCCGAUAUUUCUGAUAGGACUGUCAAAGAAAUCCCUCCUCAGGUUGUCAAGGAGACUCCCGUUGCAGUUAAGGAAGUGCCAGCUCCUGUUGUCAAGGAGCCUACUCCUCCGGUUGUCAAGGAGACCCCCGCUCCUGUCGUCAAAGAGACGGCUGCUCCUGUUGUCAAGGAGACCCCCACUCCUGUUGUCGAGGAGACGGCUGCUCCUGUUGUCAAGGAGACGGCUGCUCCUGUUGUCAAGGAGACGGCUGCUCCUGUCGUCAAGGAGACCCCCGCUCCUGUCGUCAAGGAGACGGCUGCUCCUGUCGUCAAGGAGACCCCCGCUCCUGUCAUCAAGGAGACGGCUGCUCCUGUCGUCAAGGAAACCCCCGCUCCUGUCGUCAAGGAGACGGCUGCUCCUGUCGUCAAGGAGACCCCCGCUCCUGUCGUCAAGGAGACGGCUGCUCCUGUCGUCAAGGAGACUCCCGCUCCUGUCGUCAAGGAGAUGGCUGCUCCUGUUGUCAAGGAGAAACCCACUCCUGUUGUGAAGGAGACGGCUGCUCCUGUUGCCAAGGAGACCCCUGCUCCUGUCGUCAAGGCGACUGUCCCUGUGGUUGCCAAGGAAACACCUACACCUGUUGAUGCGGAAACCCAUCCGCAGGUCACCCAGGAGGCUGUUGUCAAGGAAAUGCAUGGUGUCAAGGAGACCCCUGUCGAAACUCCUCCUGUCGUCGAGGAAACACCUUCACUCGCUGCCAAGGAAACCCCCGAACCACUUUUCAAGGAAGCCACUGCCCCUUCAGAGGUCAUUUCUAAAGCCACGCCUCCUCCGAUGGAAGGGCAUGAGGACACGCCCACUACACAGACCACUCCCUCUGAGAGUUCUAUGCAAGUGGUUUCUGUGCCAAAGAAAAAGAGAAAAAUUAAAGACCUGAACAAGAAGGAGGCGGGAGAUCUGCUUGAUGCCUUUAAAGAGCCCACACCCCCUGAGCCAGAGGCCACACCCCCAGUGAAGGCGGAGCCAGAGAGCCCCGCCCCCGUGGUCCCGCCCCCGGCAGAGGACGUGGAUGAGACGUGGGAGGAGAAAGAAGAUAAACUUGAUGCUGAAAACAUCAAACCGCAGAGUCCCACCCCGAGUUCACCCACCGAACAGAUAUACCAGUAUAAAGAAGAACAAUGGAAACCGCUGAGCCCCGAGGAGAAGAAGAAAUACGACCGAGAGUUUCUGCUCGGCUUCCAGUUCAUCAGCGCCAGCAUGCACAAACCUGAGGGUCUGCCGCAGAUCUCAGACGUGGUGCUGGAUAAGGCCAAUAAAACUCCUCUGCGGCAGCUGGAUCCGAGUCGUUUGCCCGGAAUGAACUGUGGUCCAGAUUUCACGCCUUCGUUUGCUAAUCUUGGCCGUCCGUCAGCCGGGGGGCGUGGCCCGCCGUCUGGUCUGAGCGGUCCUCGUCGUUCAGGUCAGGGUCAGCGCGGGAAGGAGCCGCGGAAGAUCAUCGCGAGUGUUUCCCUCACCGAAGACGUGCAGCUGAAUAAAGCGGAGAAGGCCUGGAAACCGAUGGUGAAGCGCAGCGGGCGUGCCGACGAGGACGAGCCCGAGCCCGACUUCCUGACGACGCAGGAGCUGUUCAAACGCGUGCGGAGCGUGCUGAACAAACUAACGCCGCAGAUGUUCCAGCCGCUGAUGAAGCAGGUGACCGAGCUCACCAUCGACACAGAGGAGCGUCUGAAGGGAGUCAUCGACCUCAUCUUCGAGAAGGCCAUCUCUGAGCCCAACUUCUCCGUCGCCUACGCCAACAUGUGCCGCUGCCUGAUGGGGGUGAGAAUUCACUUCCUGUCUCUGCCCCUUCAGGAAGAGGAGAAGCAGAGGUUGAAGGAGGAGCUCGAGGACGCCAAAGACAAAGCCCGGCGACGGUCGCUAGGCAACAUCAAGUUCAUCGGGGAGCUGUUCAAGCUGAAGAUGCUGACGGAGACCAUCAUGCACGACUGCAUCGUAAAGCUGCUGAAGAACCACGACGAGGAGAGUCUGGAGUGUCUCUGCCGCCUGCUCUCCACCAUCGGGAAAGACCUGGACUUCGAGAAGGCCAAGACACCAGUGUUUCCCACAGACUUAAUGAGCUCUUGUUCUCGCGGCGUCCCUCAGAAUAACUGGGUCCCGCGGCGAGGAGAUCUGGGGCCGAAGACCAUCGAGCAGAUCCACAAGGAAGCAGAGCUGGAGGAGCACCGAGAGCAGGUCAAAGUUCAGCAGCAACUCCUGUCCAAGAAGGACAGCCGCAGUGCAGGAGCUGGAGGAGGAGGAGGAGGAGGAGGGAUGGGGCCCCGUGGAGGCCCCCACACACCCGGUUCCCGUGGCAACCAGGCCCCUGAUGACGGCUGGAACACGGUGCCCAUUUCCACCAAGAACAGACCCAUCGACCCCACGCGCCUCAGCAAGAUCACCAAGCCGGGCGCUUUGGACUUCAAUAAUCAGCUUCUUGCCCCUGGAGGUAAAGGCUCGUGGGGCAGUUGGGGCAAAGGCAGCAGCGGAGGCUCAGGAGCCAAACCCAGCGACAGCGCCCAGGAUUCUGGUCGUACCAGCACUUUGAAUCGAUUUUCAGCACUUCAGCAGCCUUCCUCCUCCUCUUCAUCAUCAUCCACCAACAUCGACUCUGACAGGAGGGCUCCUCACAGGAGUAGCUCCAGUCGGGAACGCAGCGAUCGUUUCGAGCGGAUGGACCGGAACCGUCCCGCGGUCGGCAAGCGCAGCUUCAGCCGGGAAAAGGAGAGGAGUCGAGAUCGAGAGCAGCGUCCCGCUGAGAUGCUGCGGCGCGUUUCCAGCAUGACAGACGAGAGAGAACGAGAGCGCAGCAACGCAGUGAAGAGAGAAACUGUUCCCACUCCUCCACCUGCUUCAUCCAAACCGGAGCUGACGGAGGACGAGCUGGAGAAGAAGUCCACUGCCAUCAUCGAGGAGUAUCUGCACAUCAAUGACAUGAAGGAAGCGUUGCAGUGCGUCAGUGAGCUGAGCUGCUCGUCUCUGCUGUCUGUGUUCGUUCGGACGGGAAUCGAGUCGACGCUGGAGCGCAGCACCAUUGCUAGAGAACACAUGGGUUUACUGUUUCACCAGCUUGUCAAAACACAAACACUAUCCACACAUCAAUACUACAAAGGGCUGCUGGAGGUGCUGGAGGUUGCGGAGGACAUGGCGAUAGAUAUUCCUCACAUCUGGCUGUAUCUGGCUGAGCUCAUCAGUCCCAUGCUGCACGAGGGAGGGAUUCCCAUGGGGCCGCUCUUCAGGGAGGUGUCUAAACCACUGGUGCCUCUUGGGAAGGCUGGAGUUCUGCUGGUGGAGAUCCUCAAGCUGCUCUGUAAAGCAAUGAGUCUUAAGAAGGUGGGAGUGAUGUGGAGAGACGCGGCGCUGAGCUGGAAAGACUUCCUCCCCGAAGACGAGGACGUCAAUAAAUUUGUCACUGAAGAGGGAGUGGAGUUCACUCUGGGUGAGGAGUGUGUGAGGAAGAGCAGUAAAGGGACUCUGAGUCCAGAAGACAUUUCUAGAGAGAUGGAGCGACUCCUGCAGGAGAAAGCAGACAACCAGAGGAUCUUUGACUGGGUGGAGGCCAGUCUAGACGAGCAGCAAACAUCAUCGAGCACGUUUGUCCGAGCGCUGAUGACCACCGUCUGUCAGUGUGCCAUCAUCUGUGAGAAUCCAUAUAAAGUAGACACUAAAGAAAUUACCCAGAGGGCCAAGCUGCUGCAGCGCUACAUUAAAGACGAGCAGAAGGAGCUGCAGGCGCUCUACGCCUUACAGAGUCUGAUGGUGCAGAUGGAGCAGCCGCCGAAUCUGCUGCGCAUGUUCUUCGAUGUCUUAUACGAUGAGGACGUCAUCAAAGAGGAGGGCUUUUACCGGUGGGAGUCCAGCAAAGACCCCACCGAGCAGCAAGGCAAGGGCGUGGCCCUCAAAUCCGUCACCGCCUUCUUCACCUGGCUGCGCGAGGCCGAGGACGAAUCAGACAACAGCUAGAGCUUAGGCCACGCCCACUACCGAGAUGAUUGACAUGGAGGGCAAAAAAAAUAUUUUGAAGAAAGAAAAAAAAAAAAAAAAAGAGACAGAGAGAAUGAAACAUUUGGAAGAUUUUCAACACCUUUUUACUUUCUGUUUUGUCUUUCCAUUUGCGCAAAAAAAAAAAAAAAAAAAAAAAAAUUGUUUACCU
Messenger RNA from Sinocyclocheilus anshuiensis, 4945 nucleotides. RefSeq names its product eukaryotic translation initiation factor 4 gamma 1-like. The record is from RefSeq and is a predicted model, not a curated record. Gene Ontology annotation, molecular function: mRNA binding; protein binding; translation initiation factor activity. NCBI's taxonomy places the organism in Eukaryota, Metazoa, Chordata, Actinopteri, Cypriniformes, Cyprinidae. The transcript is spliced from 26 exons. The coding region runs from base 1 to 4755 and encodes 1584 amino acids. Gene Ontology annotation, cellular component: eukaryotic translation initiation factor 4F complex.